AUGACGAGCAACCAAGCAGCAUGGCUCGAUGGCAAAGAGCAGAAGCUCAGGGUGGCUUCCGCAGAUAUGCCCAAGGCCGAAGCUGACGACAUCGUCAUCAAGGUCUUCGCCACAGCCAUAAAUCCUGUUGAUUGGAAGAUUCAAGACUCAGGCUAUUUCGUUCAGACAUGGCCCAUGAUCAUUGGAGAAGAUGCUGCUGGAGAAGUGGUCGAGGUUGGCAGUAGUGUGCAACGGUUCAAGAAGGGCGAUCGUGUCACUGGGCACAAUAUCAGCCUUGCCAGUGGUCAGGCUGCAGACGGAGCUUUCCAGCUAUAUUCUCGCAUCAAGGCAGCCAAAGCAGCUCACUUACCAAGCAACGUCAGCUAUGCCUCUGGCUCUGUACUCCCAUUGGCCCUCGAUACAGCCGCAGUCGGACUGUACUCGCCGCUCGAGGGCGACAAGGGCAUGGGCCUGCCAAUGCCAUCACUGAGUCCUAAGCCGAGUGGCAAAACCAUUGUGGUCUGGGGUGGCAGCUCUUCAGUCGGCGCUCUCGUCAUACAGCUCGCUGUGGCUUCUGGAGUCAAGGUUGUUGCAGUCGCCAGCAGCCAAAACUUUGACUUCUGCAAGAAAUGUGGUGCUAGCGAGGUCUACGACUACAAGAAGGAUUCCAUCGUAGACGAUGUUGUCAACGGCGUCAAAUCAGUAGGUGGCGACUUUGUCGGCGUUUAUGAUGCUAUCUCGCUCCAAGACCAAUCAUACGAUAAAGUCCUGCCAAUCUGUGAGAAGCUCGGAGGAGGGGUCGUGCCUGUCGUACUUGGUGGACCAGAGAAGAAGCCGGCGAACGUGAAGACUGCACAGGUCUUUGGCAUCAAUGAGCUGACCCACAGUAUCUGGGAGAACUAUGUGACAUCAGCGCUCGAAGCUGGAAAGCUGCAGUGCUUGCCAGAGCCGAUGAUCGUUGGCAAGGGCCUCGGGAGUGUGCAGGCUGGGUUUGAUGCCAAUAAGAAGGGUGUCAGUGCGAAGAAGGUGGUGAUUGAGCUGAACUAA
Molecule: messenger RNA, 1026 nt
Organism: Recurvomyces mirabilis
Lineage: Eukaryota; Fungi; Ascomycota; Dothideomycetes; Mycosphaerellales; Teratosphaeriaceae
Exons: 3
Coding region: 1-1026 (341 amino acids)
Molecular function (GO): oxidoreductase activity, acting on NAD(P)H
Source: RefSeq, a predicted model, not a curated record